Messenger RNA from Dama dama (fallow deer), 2612 nucleotides. RefSeq names its product G protein subunit beta 3 (gene GNB3). NCBI's taxonomy places the organism in Eukaryota, Metazoa, Chordata, Mammalia, Artiodactyla, Cervidae. Gene Ontology annotation, molecular function: protein binding; signaling receptor complex adaptor activity. The transcript has 10 exons. Gene Ontology annotation, cellular component: heterotrimeric G-protein complex; cytoplasm. Bases 1080 to 2102 code for a protein of 340 amino acids. The record is from RefSeq and is a predicted model, not a curated record. Gene Ontology annotation, biological process: G protein-coupled receptor signaling pathway.
CCUCCCUCAUGCAAAUGAACCCUGACCCCUGACAGCUGCUCCCUGGGCCUCUUACUCUAAGCCAGCGUCUUCCCUCUCUGAGCUUGGCUGAGACUUAGGGCAGCCUGAUCCCUCUGUUUCUUGCCUUCACGGCCCCAGCAGAGCCCGGCGAGUUAUGAGGGCCCAACACCAGAUGCAAGCAGCGGAUGGGCUUGUUCUCCACUUCCAUCCUCUCUGCACCCAAAGCUGGGCCAGGCCCGUCCGUCCUCCUCUUUGGGUCUCCUGGACCUCCUCCCAACCCCCCAGGAUCAGCUCCCGGGGGCAGCUAGUUGGGGUUUGUCCUAAAGAAGGAUUAUCCAGAUCAGUGCCUUCUAAUCUCAGCUCCUGCCUGUACCUCCCCAUGGUCACCACAACCCUCUCCCCCAUCACCCUGAGCUCGGGAGCACAACUCGGGGUGUUGACAAUGGGCCAUCUCUCCUGCUCGCUCUCUGGCUCCGGGGCUGGUUGCUAGGUAGGCCCUGACGGCCAAGAUCAUCACCAUGGGAUGGGGGGCCAGGCCUGGGGGGGACCCUGGAACGUGGUCGGGCUGCUCCUUUGCACCCUCCCAGACCCAACCCUUAAUCCUCACAGCUUUGCUCUAAUCCCGUGGGGCCUGAUGCUCUGCUCUCUGCCUGGAGAGGGACUGGCCAGGGAAGCACCCCACCCCUCCUCCCUCCAGGGCUUGUUGCGGGUGCCGGGGGGGGGGGGCGGGGGGCACUGUGCCCCGCUGUAGCCCCACACUCCUGCUCCCACCCUCCCCGGGCUGGGCCUAGGUCCCUCUACAAGCCGCACACCUCCCUCCCCAUCCUCUGCUCCCCCCACAACCCGCCAGCUGAUUUCAUUUGCCUGACAGUCGUCAUUGGCCCUACCCUUCGCUGUCUGCACCCCCCGCACCCCCCCCCAGGCGGGGCCAGGCCAGGCCAGCUCCUCUGGCAGCAGAGCUGGGGCAGGUGACGGGCGGGUGUCGCGGCUGAGGGAGCCAGGAGGCGCCUGGGGACCAGAGCUGGAAGCCUAAAGUCAGAGCCCAAGAGACUAAGGAGCCACCCCUCAAGCCGUCCACGAUGGGGGAGAUGGAGCAGUUGCGGCAGGAAGCGGAGCAGCUCAAGAAGCAGAUUGCAGAUGCCAGGAAAGCCUGUGCCGACACUACCCUGGGAGAGCUGGUGUCUGGCCUUGAAGUCGUGGGACGCGUGCAGAUGCGGACACGGCGGACCUUAAGGGGACACCUGGCCAAGAUCUACGCCAUGCACUGGGCCACCGACUCUAAGCUGUUGGUAAGCGCCUCGCAAGAUGGGAAGCUGAUCGUGUGGGACACAUACACCACCAACAAGGUCCACGCCAUCCCACUGCGCUCCUCCUGGGUCAUGACCUGUGCCUACGCCCCAUCAGGGAACUUCGUGGCCUGUGGGGGGCUGGACAACAUGUGUUCCAUCUACAGUCUCAAAUCCCGGGAGGGCAACGUCAAGGUCAGCCGGGAGCUGUCAGCUCACACAGGUUAUCUCUCCUGCUGCCGUUUCCUGGACGACAACAACAUCGUGACCAGCUCCGGGGACACCACGUGUGCCCUGUGGGACAUCGAGACUGGGCAGCAGAAGACUGUGUUUGUGGGGCACACGGGGGACUGCAUGAGCCUGGCUGUGUCCCCUGACUUCAGACUCUUCAUCUCCGGGGCCUGCGAUGCCAGCGCCAAGCUCUGGGACGUGCGGGAGGGGACCUGCCGGCAGACUUUCACCGGCCACGAGUCGGACAUCAACGCCAUCUGCUUCUUCCCCAACGGAGAGGCCAUUUGCACGGGCUCAGACGACGCCUCCUGCCGCCUGUUUGACCUGCGGGCCGACCAGGAGCUGACCACCUAUGCCCAUGAGAGCAUCAUCUGCGGCAUCACGUCUGUGGCCUUCUCGCUCAGCGGUCGCCUGCUCUUCGCAGGCUACGACGACUUCAACUGCAAUGUGUGGGACUCCAUGAAGUGCGAGCGCGUGGGCAUCCUCUCCGGCCAUGACAACAGGGUCAGCUGCCUGGGGGUCACAGCUGAUGGGAUGGCUGUGGCCACCGGUUCCUGGGACAGCUUCCUCAAAAUCUGGAACUGAGGAGGCUGGACGAGGGGAUGUAAAAGGCCAUGAAGACACUCACUCAGCUGCCCCUCCCCUGCCCAGUUUCUUAAGGUUUCUUCGAGCUUUUCUCUUCUACACCCCAGCUUUCCCCCUUUGAGGGCAGUGGGGAGGAUGGGGAGCGUGCCUUUGGGAGGCAGCAUCAGGGACUCAUCAGGGGUGGGGGAACUGCCCCAUCUCCUCCCAGGCCUCCCCGCUCCAUGGUCCUGACAGCUUCUCCCUUUGUGAGCAAGGACAAUGGACCCCCACCCCUCCCUAACCCUAACCUUGGCAGGCCUAGCAGGCUUCUUGUCUGAGGCCGCAAGCCCUAGGAUUCCUCCCCCAGAGCUACCACCUUUGUCUAGACCUGGUUGGCACAGGGUGCUCGGCCCCGUGACUGUGGCUCUGACACAACUAGGGUCCUGGCCCCCUUCUCCUUCAUGCUUUCUCCUUUGUCUACCUUCUUGCCUCUCCUCAAGCACCUGCAAUAAAGUGUAGCGCCUUGUAUGU